Messenger RNA from Schizosaccharomyces cryophilus OY26, 1844 nucleotides. RefSeq names its product NADPH-hemoprotein reductase. The transcript has 3 exons. Bases 459 to 881 code for a protein of 140 amino acids. Lineage: Eukaryota; Fungi; Ascomycota; Schizosaccharomycetes; Schizosaccharomycetales; Schizosaccharomycetaceae. The record is from RefSeq and is a predicted model, not a curated record.
AUUCAUUGUAACGGUGUUUAACCAAAACCCAGCCAAAAGUUAUUGGAGUAUAGAUCAUCCAUCAUCACAAUGUGACAAUCGGUGUACGAUCGGAAGUUUUGUUUUAUUUGCAACAUUAGAUGUUUAUGACAUAUGCUAAAGAUCUCGUUUUUUUGCGAAAAAAAAGAUACGACCGUCACCUACCAAGUACCUUCUCGAGCCUCGCAACAGCAAACGUACAUCAGCUUCAAAGAAAAGCUCAAAGUUUUCCUUUAAACUUGCCCAUUUUUGUUUCUCCUGUAAACAUUGCUUUAUUAACGUAACAAAGUAACGACUUGAUUCUAGGUAACGUAAACAGAUGGAAUGUAAAUAUGCCAUUUGGUCAGCAAAAUUUUUCGUCCUUUACAUAUUUUUGGCAACUAUAGAGGUUGAUAAGAAAUUAUAACUUGGUUUGCAAAUCCAUUGGUUCUUAUAAAAAAAUGUCUUCUUUCUUUAAGUCCCUAUUUUCCAAGCGAGAGUCUACUAAGGAAGAACCUGAGCGUGCUGGCUUAGAAAAGCAAAAGAAGAGGAAAAGCAAGAAAAAAACAAAGAAUGAACCUGGAUGCACUCAAGAAAAAUGGGAUGAAUUGGUAGAAAGUGGUGAAAAUCUGUCUGGAGUGGAUCACCCUUUUCCAGUUACUAAGGAAGAAUUGAAAAAGCAUAAUACUAAAGAAGAUUGCUGGAUUGCUGUAAGAGGAAAAGUCUAUAAUGUUACCACCUAUCUUCCAUAUCACCCGGACGGCGCAAAAAAGAUCCUCAAGCAUGCUGCCAUUGAUGCAACUGGCCAAUAUAUGAAGGCUCAUGAUUAUGUAAACGAAGAAGAAAUGCUAAAAACUUGCUUCGUUGGUCCACUAGCAGAAUAAUCUGCCCCAAAGCAUCCAUUGAAAGGUUGCAUGAAAUAUAUCGUUUACUGAUGAGAUGUGUAUGUUGAAGGGGCAAUGAAGCGGCCGCAUUCAUCAGUUUUCUCUACGAUAUUUCAUUUGGGAAAUACCACAUUAAAUGUGAAUGGGAGAGGAAUUAUUAUCUAGAGGUCGAAUUUAAAUUGAUCUGGUUUUAUGGCUGCUGCAAAGUAUAGUUGCUUGAGCACGGCCCUUUUGGUACGAAACAAGGUGCCUUUAUCAAUAUAACAGAUACCCCUUUCUAAAGCAUUCUCCUUAGAGAAGUUUUCUUGCUUUGCUUAGAAUAUAGAGUCAGAAUGGAACCGACUGAAGAUUGUUUAUUUGGCGUUAAUUUGAUAUAAAUUGUCUGCGAAAAAGACUUAGUUUAAUCUUUACAAAGCAAAUUCUUUACAUAUUCAGAAAAUAAGAAGUUCAUGCGCAUUUGCUUUUAAAUGAAUCCUAUAUUGAAUUGUCUUAUGGGACCGUCGAAAAUUUCGUCUUCAAUAGUAGGAAAUCCCCGAUAAGACUAAAGUGCCUACUUCCAUGACCAUUCAUAUUGCAUGAUCAGUGAUAAACAUAACUUUUAUUUCAUUAACUUUUUUCAAGAGUCCUAAUUUGUCGACUUCUACGGCAAAACGCUAAAUAAAAGGAUUUAAAGCCAUCAUAUUUUUCCACAAAAAGCCAUAUUUGCUUUGCGCAUCCUUGAAUGCAAAAUGUAACAACAUAAAAGAGGAUCUAUUGAGUAGGAAAUGUGCUUCAGUACAAACCUUUAAGCAAAAAAACAGGAGACUUGUCUCGUUUUUUAGCUUCGCUUAUUUUCCCCAGCUGAUGUUUUUGAGACUUCCCCAAAGACCCAGAUUCUUGUUCUGGCGCUUUAUAGAUCUUGUUUUGUCAAAAAGAAUAAUAUUUCCAUAAUCGUGUACGUCAACGUACAAGUAUUCCCAGGUG